Messenger RNA from Mauremys mutica (yellowpond turtle), 817 nucleotides. It is a transcript of the gene SPATA46, whose product is annotated as spermatogenesis associated 46. The record is from RefSeq and is a predicted model, not a curated record. Gene Ontology annotation, cellular component: nuclear membrane. Gene Ontology annotation, biological process: fertilization. The transcript is spliced from 2 exons. The coding region runs from base 2 to 721 and encodes 239 amino acids. Lineage: Eukaryota; Metazoa; Chordata; Testudines; Geoemydidae.
GAUGUCACAAAGCCAAGGCCCUGGGCAAUCUAGCCAGAGGCUGUCCAGAGCUCCAGCCAGGACCUGCUCCCUGCAUCCGUCUCAAGAGGGCAUGGAGAACUUCUCCCUGCUGACGAUCUCUGGGCCUCGUCUGCCCAGCUGUGCCAUGAAGAGCGAACGUGAGCUGCCAUCCCCCAGGAACACACCCAGCCUGCCAGCUUGUGUCCCCAGCGACAGCCAGAACAGCGAGCCCCUAGGGCGCAACUGCACCAUCUACCGGCCCUGGUUCUCCCCCUACAGCUACUUUGUGUGCAUGGACAAGGUUAGCCAGCGGGAGGCCUGCAGCUUCCCGGACACGCUGGUGGCUGGCGCCAGGGACACCAGCCAGCCUGAUGAGCUCCCGGAGAGCAUCUGCUCCUCCUCCUGCUCCCUGGAGAAGGCUCGCCCCACCGAGAGCACGAGGAGAGCCAGCCCCGGCGUGGAGGCCAGGGACUGCAUCACGUCCCGGGACAUCCUCAUGGCCUCCAAGUGUCAGCCAGCGCCACAGAACGGCUACAAGUGUGUGGCCUGCUGCCGCGUCUUCCCUACCCUGCACUCACUCAAGACGCAUGUUAAGUGUGGCUUCAAGGAGGGCUUUAGCUGCCAGGUGUAUUACCACAGGCUCAAAGUGCUGUGGGAGAAGGAGCGCACGGCCCGGCCCAGCAACCGGCCGGCCUUUGGCAGCUGCAAAACACCCAAGUGACCCAGCCCCCGGCAGACGCGCAGCCCCCAGCAUAUGCCGCCUGGGGGCAGUGCAGUGCUCUACGCUCCCUACGGCAGAACCCAAAUAAAGCAGAUU